AUGGAGUUCAACCCAAGAAUCGCUAGGAAGCGCGAGAUCCGAACCCGAGCUCCGACGGCCUGUCAGACCUGUCGGCUACGCAAGACUCGAUGUGACAAUACCAGGCCGACCUGUAGCUACUGCGCCGUGCAGGGGGUAGAGUGCAACUAUCCCGAAACGUCGCCACAGCAGAACCAACUUGGGUUUGAUUCUGUGAACCCGUCGAACAACGAGGUUCUUCAACGGCUGAAUCAUAUCGCUGGUUUGCUAGAGGAUAUCAAGUCAUCCGAAGGCUCUACCUCGUCGACUCGUUCACUCAAAGAAGGAUUUUUUGAGUUAGCCGUGCAGAACACUAGCCCUGUGGCUGAUUCAUUACCGGGGACUAAUCCGACUAGCAGCAGCACUGCUAGUGUCGAUGACCGGGGAACCGAACACGAUCCCCGGAUCCUUUACCUGGCUAGUUCCGGGGAAAACAUGCUCCGCUGGCCUAUUUUCAACAAGGUUAUCACGGAAGCCGAAAAGCAUAUCCGAUCCUUCCUACUUGACUCGCUGGAUAAUCUACCCCGUAAUAUGCAGGCACUUCGGCAGGUGGGGAUUGGAAGCUUUGUCGAUGAGAUCCCUAGGCUUUGCAGGAAGUACUUCCUGCUAUGUCACCGAAGGAAUCCGAUAGUCGACCUAGAGAAUUUAGACCGCUAUGCCAAGGAGGUCACCGUCCAGGGUCUUGGAUGGGAUGGUCCCUCAUGUCAAGUGCUUCUAGCGUGCGCCUUAGCUUCGUGCACAUCAUCUAAGUUUGUUCCUAUGGCGGAGGACAUGCCAGCGAAUCUGGAUGGUCUUCAAGCGCCACCCUUGUCAGACGCCAAUCUCGAUUUGGCUGAGACAUAUUUCCACGCUGCAAAACAGAGAUUCGGCUUCUUGCACACGUCUGCAACAGACAUUCAGUGCUUUCUUCUUGCUGGCAGCUACCACAGACAUGCCAUACGACCUCUACAGGCUUGGUUCUGUUACCAGCAAGCAUCUUGCAGAUUAGAAGUUCGUUUGCGGUCGCUGUGUAGAGAACGGUGGACCGCUGAUGACGACUAUCAUAACCUCGAGUCAAGACUAUACUGGUCCUGUAUCCAGGCAGAACAUGAGAUGCAGAGCGAGCUCCCUCUCUGGGGCAGUGGUCUUGAAAGCCUGGGCUAUUCAGAUCCAUUCCCCAAAUUUCCUCAGAGAUCUUCUUCCUCGUAUGACCGUAUGGAUGAAGAACAAGAUUUCGCAGUCAAGCCAGGCUUUGAACUGGAUGGCACCGAAGAAGAGAGAGGCUGGAAAUUCUACAUCGGAUCUAUAUCUGGGAUCCACUCCGCAAAAGACAAUCCAGACCUGAGGUUCUUCUUCCGCGGCCGAUACCACAUGGCACUGGAGAGGAUCUACCGACCAGCAUUCUACCUCGCGAUGCACUACCAGGGGAUGCCAACUUUCAUCAAAAACAACCACCAAAUAUGGGUAGAAGUAUUCAACCUGACCCAAAAGGCCAUUGACAACUGCGCCUUACUGAUCCCAAGCUUCUGGUAUCAAUUUCGACACGAGUGGAUCUGGAACGUGAUCCGCGCCAGCUUCGCCUGUUCUGUGUACCUCCUCGGGGCUGUGUUAUAUCAACUCGAUGCGUCUCGGGAUUCUAAUACCUGGCAGGUGCGUUUACCGUCGAAUUGGACUGCUUUGGUGAGGUUGUCGAUUCGUACGCUGAGGCAUUGGGCGGCGGAGUCUACUGAUCUAGAGCUGAUGGGGUCAAUUCUUGAGAGGAUGUAUCAGGGUACAUGUCGAUUGGCUAAUGUGCGCCCUGAUAUUCAUCUGAUUUGA
Molecule: messenger RNA, 1815 nt
Organism: Penicillium vulpinum
Lineage: Eukaryota; Fungi; Ascomycota; Eurotiomycetes; Eurotiales; Aspergillaceae
Product: Zn(II)2Cys6 transcription factor
Exons: 5
Coding region: 1-1815 (604 amino acids)
Biological process (GO): regulation of DNA-templated transcription
Molecular function (GO): DNA-binding transcription factor activity, RNA polymerase II-specific; zinc ion binding
Source: RefSeq, a predicted model, not a curated record